CAUUUACAGUAAAGUGGACUCCAAAAACAAAAAUGGCUACCGAAGUUACGGGUGAUAUCACCCAAAUAACAGAUGAAGAUCUCCUACGACGCAUGUGGCAACAAGCAGAAGAUUUUUCGCGUAAAAAAGAAAUUCGAGCUCAUAUGUAUAAAAUUCGUGAACAAAGAUUAAAAGAUUUUUAUACAUCCGGUGAAGUAUUACGCGAUGUGCAACGUUCAAACAGUUCACCGGGAUUACGAGAAGGAACUCCUACGGAUGGCAUUGGGAAAUCGAACACGACUCAAAGUUAUACUAAGACAACACAAUAUACUCGAGGAGGCGAAUCUGGUCUGACACAUGCUGAUUCAUUAACCGAUCAAAGUUUCCUCUCAUUAAAAAGCAAAGAAAUUCGUGAUUCAGAAUCACCCACACGGGAUAUAUCAUAUCGAACACAAGACAUUGUCCGUCAAGGUGAUCAUGAUUGGAAAAUUCUCACAUCAAAAGAAACAAGUGAAGAUGGUAAAUCACAUUUAGAAUCUCUAAUUGCAACAACAGCAGGAACACGUGAAAUUGAUGGAGGCACAAAUAAAUUUGCUGCAUUAAAAGAGGAAAGUAAAUUCGAAAAAAACGAUGGCGAUGAAAAUAAUUUUUCACGAACUGUUGGUGGCAGUUCAAAAAGCGUAGCCCAGGAACAUUUUGUUAGUGGAGAUGAUAAUAAUUAUCGAACAAGUUCUAGUAAAACAACCUCAUCAAGUUCGCAUGUUGUCAAACACUUUUCAACGAAAUCCGAUGAACCACAGAUAACAUAUGACAGGGAGUCAAAUUUUGGAGAUGAUUAUGAUGAACGAAAAUCUACUAGAGAAGAAAGUCGUACCAAUUACUCAACAAAUCGACAAGUCAUUGACAAUAGUGAAACCGAUCAUUUAUAUCGAAAAAAUAAUCGUUAUCAAGAUGAAAGUUAUACUAACAGAAAUGAUUCCUCAAAUUAUCGCCAAUAUAAACAAGACACAUCUGAAACAAAUCGUAAAAUUAUUGAUACAAAUACAUCACAAUUUCAGCAUGAUACAACCACCGAUAAAACAGUUGAAAAAGAUGGUACAGUUGUUCAGCGUGUUGUUAAAAUUUAUAAAUCUAAUGAUCCAAACUUACCAGAAUAUGCUAAAACUAAUAUUGUAGACGGAACAACUAAAAUUGUAACUGAAACACGUACCAUGCCCGAUGGAAGUUCCGUUACAAAAACUAAAUAUGAAACAGUCGGUUCAAAAGCAUCUUCAGAUAUAUCUUGUGCUCAAUCGAACAAAACAUCAGAAAAUCGACGACAAACGGAGGAAAGAACUUCAAAGAAAUAUGAUAGCCGUGAUACCACUUCAUUAAGAAGUAACAAGGAAAUUGAUGAGAAAACUUCUCGAAAGUAUCAACAAAAUGAAAACGAUUUGAUUGAUAAUAAUAUUAAAUCCACAGUUCGAAUUACACGAACUCAAUAUGAAGACGAAGUUGAUGAUCGGUCUACGAGAAAUAAUCUUCGCAAAUCAGAUGAAACUUCAACUACAGAUAAUGUUCAAAUUAAAACAUCAGUUCAAAGUCACCACAUCGAUAAUACUAGCUCUAAUGAUCAAAACACAGAAUUUAUAAAUGUUGAAAGAACAGUGGAUCAUAGGAAAUCACCGGAUAAGUAUACUUCGUCAAAACGAGAACCGGAAUCGAGCCCGCCUGGUGACGAAACCAAAGUUUCUAAAGAGCAUUACAAAACAACCUAUCAACAAGAAUUUACAAAUAAAAAAAUUUCGGUGGAGGUUAGUCCACAACACGAUGCAUUCGCAAGAUCUUUGCGCACAACUCCUGAUCGUACUUCACCAAAUCGAAGUACAAAAUCUCCAUCGCGUCAAGAUAGAUACGGUUCGAGUGAUACAUUUACUCGAAGUCAGACUGAUAUAACAACAACACGGCGCACAACAAGUCCUCAAAAAGAUUCGCGUUCAAGUCCAACACGAAAGCCAUCAUCAAAAGAAAGUUCUCCAUCGUCUCGACAAAGUCCUGAUCGUAAACCAGAUAGAUAUCGAGAAAGUCCCGAGCGAUCUAUGUAUCCAAGUCGCAUAAAUGAACAAAAAACUGUCACUAGUGAAACUAAGAGAUACACUAAAACGUCAAAAACAUCGCCAAGUCCUGAACGGAAGGAAGAUUCACCAAGAGAAAGUAUUUACACCACUGAUUAUUGUACUGAUACAAUUAAAAAACGUAAACAAAUUACAGAUCGAGAAUCACCUGACCGAACCAGAAAAUCGCCAAGAUCAGAAUCCCCAUUAAAGUAUUCUCGAGAUAAAACCAGUCCCGCAAAAUCUCCAUCAAAAUCUCGUUCGAGUCCAACCAAAGACUUUCCAUCUAAAACCCCAUCCUCCAGAGAAUCAAGCCCAAACACUGAUACAUUUACUCGACCACGAAAAACAAGCCCAUCUAAAGAAACUCGAGAAUCAAGUCCAAAUACAGACACAUUUACUCGUCCAAGAAAGACAAGCCCAUCCAAAGAUUUUUCAAAAGAGCCUAGCACAAAUACGGAUACAUUUACUCGAAGAGGAAAAUCAAGCCCUACAAAAGAACAACCUAAAGAGUCUAGCCCAAACACGGACACAUUUACACGACCUAGAAAAUCAAGUCCUUCCAGAAACGACAAAAAUUCAGAACCUAAAAACUAUCGCCCGCAACCAGAUGCUGAUGAAGAUGAUAUCGGAAUCAAAACAAUAGAAUCAUCCAGAAAUACUGAAGCCACACAAGAAACUGUAACUACUACAGUUGAUACGAAACGCAGGACAUCUGGGGGCAUUUUGAAGAACACAAAAAGACCAUCAGAAGAUAAACCUGAACCAGAGCCAUAUCAGGAAACAACAAUAAUUACAACUGAUAUUAAUUAUGUGUUACCAAAUACUCAAAUUAUAACCGAUUUGGAUUCAAAUGAAACCAUAACAAUUACUAUACAACCUGAAGAACGUCCUUCAACCUUAAACUUAGAAGAGACGAACUACAUAAACGAAUUAAUACUAAAUGAACGAAAUAUGGAAAUUAGAAAUCAAACUACCGCUUAUUCUCCUGAACCAAAACCCAUCCCGGGUAAGGAUGCCCUAAUUUCACCAAAUCCUGAUGAAUCAGCUCCGUGUGAAUUUUUGGUUUCUCCAAAAGAACCAGAGCCAAAAUCAAGUGGUCCGGUGUCACCAAAAAAAGAUCGCCCACUACGUCGAAAAGAUACGUAUGCAGAUAAAUGCGCUGAAUUGCUUGGUUUAGUGAGUACUAAAAAGGAUAGUACAGAAAUUGUUGAGACAAGCAAGACAAUUAAAACGAAAGUAGAAAACACAACGGAUUUUAUUACAAAUGAAAAACAGAAUAUUGAAAAGACAACUAGUGAAAAGGAAGUUCAACGCCAAUCUCCAAAGACCAGCCCUGAACGAAAAUCACCAUCUAAAAAAUCCCCAAGUAAAGAAGUUCCAGAUAAAAGCAAAAAAGGGCCAGAAGUUCAAGAAUUCCCAGCACAGCGUCGAUCACCUACAAGUAGCCCUGAACGAAAAUCACCUUCUAAAACACCAGACAUUUCUAAAAAAUCCCCAAGCAAAGAAGUCCCAGAUAAAACUACAAAAGGACCCACCGUACAAGAAUUUCCUGCACAACGUCGAUCCCCUACAAGCAGUCCUGAACGAAAAUCACCAUCCAAAACGCCUAACGUUUCUAAAAAAAGUCCAAGUAGAGAAUCUCCGGAUAAAUCUUCUAAGGGGUCAAUACAAGAAUUUCCAGCACAGCGACGAUCUCCGACGAGUAGUCCUGAACGAAAAUCACCUUCUAAAACAUUUGAUGUUUCAAAAAAAUCUCCAAGUCCAGAUAAAGGACCAACAGUACAAGAAUUUCCUGCACAACGACGAUCACCUACGAGCAGUCCCGAAAGAAAAACAUCAAGAAACAUUCCAGACGACAAAAUUUCUCCUAUAGCUAAUAAACAACCCAACGAACCGUAUAAAAAGACAAACUUACAAGAAUUUCCUGCUCAAAAACGUUCACCUGAAAGUAGCCCAGAUAGAAAAACAUCGACCAAUCAAGAAAUAAACGUCACAACUACAAACAUUACAAGAAAAUCCAGUCUCAAAAAACCGAAGGAUACUAAUGAAGCUGCUCCUACAAACAAACAAUACCCAACGCGUCCUUAUGAUGCCAGUCCAGAUCGAAAAACUUCAGAAUAUUCCUCAUGUGACGAAACUACAGUGGUUAAUAGAAAAUCCAGUCUAAAAAAAACAAAGAUUCAAGAUACAGUGAGGAAAUCGCCAACAAAAGAAACUCCAAAUGCACGUCAAACACCUGACAGUAGUCCAGAUAGACAAUCGCCCCAAAGAAAAUCAAGUUUGAAAAAACCAAAAACAUCUGUUACAGAGUUUAUAUUAAAUGAGCAAAUGAUUAUUGAACAAAAUUCAAAAGAGGCUGCUAAGAAAAUUUAUAAGUCUGAAGAUAUUACAGAUGAAAGUGACACAGACAGUGAUAAUGAAGGUGGCGAUAUAAGUGAAAGCGAAUCUUAUAAGUAUAUAAAAAAUAUCGAAUCAGAAUAUUUCCCAGAAAAUGGAAUUGAAACAGUUCUCACAACAAAACAAACAACAGAUUUCAAUGAAACUGAUUUUAUCACAGCAACAGUAACAACCGAAACAGUCACUAGUAAAAUUGAUAAAGAGAUAAAACGUCCAUCAACACCAUCUAAAAUACCUACGAAAAAAACACCUGAUUCAAGUCCAGAUCGUAAAACUAAUCGCAAAACACCUACAAAUGCUACGAGUCCUGAUCGAAAAACAACAACUUAUAAUUUAAUUCGUAAUGAACGAAUUCAAAGUAAACAAUCACCUGAAUCUAGCCCUGAUAGAAAAUCAACUAAAAAAAUUCCCGUAAAAUCUCCUCAAACAACAGAAAAGAAAACACCAGCUACGAAACCUUUGACAAAACAAAGUUCAAAUAAAGAAAUUCCUGCAAGAUCAGCUCAACCAAGUCCUGAUAGAAAACCUGUAUCAAAAACUCCAAGCCGUUCAUCAAUUAAAACACCCGAACAAUUAGCUAGUGGAAAAAGCUCACCUACUAAGUUUUCAAAAUCUCCAAGUGAUACUAAACGACCAUCUAUUUCAUCGCCCACUCCAAAAGCGACAAGUGUGAGUCCAAAAACAACUAAAACUACACCAAGUAAACCUUUACCAAGAAGACAUACUGAUGAAAGUUUAACGGGUAAAACUCCUACUAAAUCGCAACCCAAAACUAAAGGUACUGUUCGAACUGUUACGUCGACAAAAAUAACAAAAACUACAUCUGUUUCUCCAGUAUUGAAAAAAACGAUGAGUAAUAUCGACAAUAAACCCAAGAAGAAACAACCAAACAAAGCUACGACAGAAACUGAAUCUGAAAAUGAAGAAUAUUCCGAUAUCGAAUUAAACGAAGAUGGAUCUUUAAUAACAAAUGUAUCCAUUUUAGAUGCAGAAGAAUUUACCAACGACACUACUACGGUUCAAAAUCACAAAACUGUUAUCUCCGAAACCAAAACAUACACAAGUGAUUUGAAAAUUAAUAGAAACGGUUCACAAAAAUCUCCCGUUACAAUUAAAAUAAAACCAGAAGAAAAUACAACGUCCAAACGACCAUCGACUCCAAGUAAUAAGAUUCCUGUACGUAAAACACCCUUAAAUAAAAAGAAGCCAGACAUUAAAAUUGCAACAAAAACUAUCACUUUGACAGAUACAAAUACUGAGCAAAUUGUUAUAGACAUUCAACAAUCAAAAUCAUCCAGAGAACCUUCAUCUGAACAUGUUUGGCCAUGUCCAGUUCCAAACGAUACAGAUACUGGUAAACCAAGAUAUCCAGAUAAUGUUUGCGAACCAGAUGAUCAAAAUACAAAGAAAUUCAAAGUAACAGAUAUCCCAUUAACUGAAGGCGAGGAUGUUGAUUUCAAUCAAAGUAAAAUAACAGAUGUUACAGAUGAAUAUCCAGAAAAUUAUAUACCAAAAUCAAUUCGAAUCACGGAUGUUGAUAAAGUACAAGAAACUGAUGAAAGUUUAUUAAGUGUAUCUGAUAAAGUUUCUAAAUUUUUACAUACUGCAGAAAAAUUGACGAAAACUUCAAAGAAAGAUACAUCAACGCCAGCUCCAAAAGUAACUCGACCAGAAUUAAUAAUUGACGACGAAACACUUAUAUCAGAUGAAUGUUUAUUAAGCGUUUCUGAUAAAGUUAAUAAAUUCUUAACAACAGCUGAACAAUUGACAACUACUACUAUAACCUCAACUGAAAGACCAAAAUCACCAAGAUGUCGUAAUUACGAAGAUAAUGAAGAAAAUUACAUUGUGGACGAAACUGAUGAAUGUCUUUUGAGUGUUACAGAUAAAGUCAAUCGUUUUACUACAACUGUUGAACAAGUUGCUAGUAAUAAACGAUCUUCUGAUUCGAAACCAGCUCCAAAAGUGGAACGUCCAGAUAUAAUAGACGUAAAUGAAGAAUUACGAGAAGAUGAAUGUUUACUAAGCGUUUCAGAUAAAGUUAAUAAAUUUUUAACUACUGCUGAACAAUUAACUACUACUACUACUACAACUAAAACAACUAGCUCAACUCAAAAAGAAACUGAACCCAAAUAUAAACCACAAGAAAAAGAACCCACUACGAUGCGGCAAGAACCAAAACGACAAUCACCUAUUCGUCGUCCACCUCUGGUUACUGAAUCCGAAGUUACUACGAAAACAACAACUCUUACUAAGCAAUUACCAAAUGAAAAUGAAAGUCCCAAAAAAAUAUACGAAACUCCCAAAGCACCACGAAGUAGUGAGGCUGUCCGUAAAGCAAAGGCAAUCUUUGAAAACAUAAAUAACACACAACAAGAAAAUGUGAAUAAACGAAAUGUAAAAACUUGGGAAACGAAAAAAGUGUCUACAAAAGAUGAAUCUACAAAACUUACGGACAUUGGGGUAUAUAAAAAACAAGUUGACGAUAAAAAAGAUGAAGUAGUUUCAAUGCGAAAAGAAUCUUUACCAAAAACAGAAAUUACUGUGCAACGUAAGGAAUCUUUGCCAAAAACCGAAAUUACUUCUCAGCGUAAAGAAUCUUUAUCAAAAACUACUAAAAAUAUCCAAGAGGAUACAUCGCUCAAGAGUACGAAGUUAAUUUUGAAUAAACCUAGUUCUACUGUUCCAACAAGUCUGGAUGAAAAACCGGAAUCACCUGUUGAAAAGUAUAAAAAACUAAUUAGUAGUAAAAAUGAAGUAAAUGAUUAUAAACGACCAGUUACGCCUAAAUUUGAAACAAAACGUCCUAGUAGCCCACAAAAACCACAAGUGAACGGUACGGUUAAAGAAGAUAUAGAACUUACCAAGAAAAAGCAUACACCUAUUCAGGAAACUAAGCCCAGGCAACGUUCUAUUAGUCCUUUAAAAGAUACAACACCGAGAAAAUCAAUCGAGGAACCGGUUAUUACUAAGAAAGAAAUCUCUCAAUUAGAAGAAGUUAGUACUACAAAACAAACUAAAUUCGGCGUCGUAUUAAAACGAACGGAUUCAGGACGAACAAUCAUGACGACAGAGCAACGAAGGCGUAGUAUGUCAACAGAUCCCAAAGAUCCAAAUCAUCAACCUUGUAUUGAAGAUAUUGAAGACUUGGGUUUGUUAGAACAGAUGUUAGAAAAAGUAAGUGGUUAUGAACAACGUCGUAGAAUUCGAGCACAAAUUAGAGUAGUCAAAAAGUUAAUUCAAGAAGGUAAAAUAAGCAGUUCCACAACCACAAAACGAACUACAGUUUCACCUAUUAGGAAAUCACCUGAACGGAAAAUAUUAACAUCCAAAGUAGAAAACACUCCUCGACAGGAAUCAACGGAAUACAAUGAAAAGUCAUACAUGCGUCAAACACUCACCUCGGAGAAAAAAGUGAAUAAAGUUACGGAUGAAGAUGUAUUACAAGGAUCCACAACACGAACGUCUAUAGAUAAUACAACUACCAAUUUCAACAAAAAAAUGCGCAGUCCUAGUCCAAAACAAAGAUCACCAAGUCCACAAUAUCGUACACCAAAAGUAACAGACUAUUCGCAACCAACGGCAGCGUGGACUUCGAGAACCACAACCAGUACAACUACUAAUAUUAUAAAGAAAGCACGUAGCCCUAGUCCAAAACAACGAUCACCAAGUCCAAGCCAACAAAAUCGACCUUCAAAAGUAAUAGAUUAUUCACAACCAACUGCAGCCUGGUCAUUAAAAUCCACAAAUAGUCGAACGGAUUUCAAGAAAAUUGUACCAAAACAAAAACCACAAACAGACGAACAACCUGAAUGGGUAACACAGAAAAUAUUACGAAAAGUAGAUAGAAAUAAUACUCAAACAACAACACAAACAAAUCAAAGGCGUGUGACCACAUUAAGCGAAUUAAAAUCAAAAAAAGAUGUUCCUAAAGAAUAUGAAUCUAGUCCAUCAACAAAAGACAUUGAACCUACGGAAUGUAUUACAUCUAGUUAUGGUGUAGGUCCCACUGAUGAAAUUGGUCGACCACUUUUUGGUCUCAAAGCACUAAGACAUCAAUCCUCAUUUAAUGAAAAAACACAAGUACGUGGAACAGUGGUAUCAAGUUCAUAUUAUUCUGAAAAUGGAUCUGAGCCUGUAGGCGAGGUCACCGUAACACAAUAUUCAUCAGAUCCAAAUGAACUAGGUAUAGACACCUCAAGGAAUAAACAACGUUUACAUGGUCUAGCUGCAAUAACAACAACGCAAAAGUUUGGCAGAAAUUCACCGGCUGCUGUUAGUAACACGCGAACUACUCCAUUAAAAGCAAUCACCACCGGAAAUAAGGAGACUGAAAAUAAUGACAUAACAAACGAUGUAAUUAGUAAAACAGUGACAUCACGGAUAACGAGACGUGGAUCUGUAAAGGAAAUGUCUAAAAAGUUCAUUGAAAAUGCAGUCGAAUCAGUACAAACCGAACGAAAAUCUUCAUAUCCGAAAGCUGGUCUAAUAUUAAGAACAUCAAGUUUUAAAGAACAAAUUGCGGGCAGUGAUUUUGAUAGUCGAGCUUCAACGCCAGGUAUGAAUGAAUUUAGUAAAACAAUCAGCUUAGAGUCAAUGGAAUCAGCUAACGAAUCAAAAACUACUCGACGGACUGAUAGUAAAACUUUCCUAAAUUCACAAACAAGAGUUACUGGUGUACAGGAUGUAAUAAGUCGUAUGAAAAAUUCUACUAAUGAUAGUGAACCUGGUGAAUGUGCCGAUGAUGCUGAAGCUCGAGCAUUAUUAAAUAAAUUUUUAGGAGCACAAGUUUUAAUGACUGGUAUGGAAUCCAUGAUGGGUAAACAACAGCAAUCAACGACGGUUGAACGGCGUAGUAUUGUAACGUCUUCAAAAUCAACGUCUAAACAGGAAUCAAAUACUCCACAAGUAAGUUCAUCAAUAAGCCAUUUCACACGUCCAGUCACAUUAGCUGAUAUUGAAAAUAUUUGGGACGAGAGUAUACUCAGACUUUUGUUAACAACAAGUACAAGUUACGAAGAACGUCGAAUAAUUCGUGCAAGACUUCGACAAGUUAUGGCUGAACAAGAAGCAUGUGCAAACAUCGUGGCUAGCAUGGUUGCUGAAACAAAAGCAACAGAACUAUCCGGGAUGGAUGGCACAACGAACACAACAUCAACAACCAAUCGUCAUAGUAUUCAGGAGCAAGUUGAGACAACCAAAAAAACGGUACAAGAAGGACCCACAACUACUACUGAAGUUACUACCACUCGCAUUACAACUCAACGUUCAAAACCAGUGUCUCCAUUUCAAAAAUUCCGACAGCUAGACAAACAAAAUAGUUUGUCUUCGUCAUCGUCGGCUCCAAAUUCUCCUAUGACACCAGGUGGAGCUGGUGGCCAGCCUCUGUUUAAAUUCACUGAUCCUACGCUAAGAAACAGCGCUUCGACUGUCAAAGAUCGUCUACUGUACUGGUGCCAAGUGAAGACUAAGGAAUACAAGAACGUUCAAAUAGAAAAUUUUUCAACAAGCUGGGCAGAUGGAUUAGCAUUUUGUGCCUUAAUUCAUCAUUUCCGACCGGACGCAUUUGAUUAUGAUGCUUUAACACCUCAACAGCGUCGUCAUAAUUUUGCACUCGCUUUUCGAGUAGCCGAUGAGAUAGCAGGAAUCGCACCGCUUUUGGACGUUGAAGACAUGGUAAUGAUGCGAAAGCCCGAUUGGAAAUGUGUAUUCACUUAUGUACAAAGCAUAUAUCGCCGAUUUAAAGACGAAGAAAUUUAAAAAAAGAUUUCAAUUUUAUAUUUUAUGUAAAAAUUUUGACGUGUUUUUUUUUUUGUACUUUUAUAUGUUUUGUAUUUUGCGAAUAAGGCUAUUAUAAAACGACAUAAAUCUUCUAUACUGCUCAGCUCAUAAAAGUUUACUCACUCUGAGUAUACUUAUUUUCUAUUGUUUAAUAUUUUUGAACAUGCGCGCAAAUGUAACAAACAAACUAUACGUAUUUUAUAUAAUUAUUGCUUAUUUAUUAACUAUUAUUGUUGUAUAUUUAGGAAAAAAAUUGUUUUCUUCAGUUUUACUGUAACUUAAUUUAUCACUGGAGAAAAACCCAAAAGAAAUGAAUAUGAUUCCUUUCUAACCCAUUUGACAUCACCCGUGUCAAAUUAAAUUUUAUGACUUUAUAAUUAUUAAGUUUCAAUUCUGCUUUCUUGACAAAAAAAAAACUAUUUACAAUUUUUCUGUUAUAUAUCCCCCUUCUCCUUAAAGCUUUACAAGUGUAUAAUUACUUAUAAAUAAUAUAUUAAAAAAGUUAUAUUUUGUAUAAAAAAA
This is a messenger RNA of Chrysoperla carnea, 10775 nucleotides long. RefSeq names its product serine/arginine repetitive matrix protein 2. Gene Ontology annotation, biological process: actin cytoskeleton organization. Gene Ontology annotation, molecular function: protein binding. The transcript has 16 exons. Gene Ontology annotation, cellular component: microtubule organizing center; filamentous actin. The record is from RefSeq and is a predicted model, not a curated record. Lineage: Eukaryota; Metazoa; Arthropoda; Insecta; Neuroptera; Chrysopidae. Bases 33 to 10232 code for a protein of 3399 amino acids.